Spirometra erinaceieuropaei is the source of this 1013-nucleotide messenger RNA. Lineage: Eukaryota; Metazoa; Platyhelminthes; Cestoda; Diphyllobothriidea; Diphyllobothriidae. The record is from the annotation of a GenBank genome assembly.
AUGCGUAUUCGCCUCCGCCUCGCAGGAGACCACAAGAUAUGCGACCCCCAGGUAAGCUGAAUGUUGCCUUGUUGUCUUUGCCCUCUCAGCAUCUCUAUUUUAGCAAUGAGCUAGAUAAAUGGCUAGACAACCUUCCUAUCGCUGCCGCCGCCGAUGCUGCCGCUGCCGAGAACGCCUCCGUGGAGAACCGCUGGUGCCAACUGCGAGACACGGUCCAGUCGACGGCGCUCGCCGUCCUCGGUCGCGCUCCCCGCCAACACCAGGACUGGUUCGACGACAACGACGCCGCCAUCAGAAAUAUGCUUGCUGAGAAGAACCGCCUACACAAAGCCUACGUAGACCACCCCACUGAGGACAACAAAGCUGCUUUCUACCGCAGUCACCGCCACCUUCAACAACGACUGCGCGAGAUGCAGGACGCCUGGACUGCUCGCAAAGCUGAGGAGAUCCAAGGCUACGCGGACCGCAACGAAUGGAAGAACUUCUUCUCCGCGAUCAAAGCUGUCUACGGUCCGCCCACGAAGGUCACUGCUCCUCUCCUCAGCGCCGACGGCAGUACUCUCCUGACUGAGAAGACGCAAAUCCUGCAGCGAUGGACCGAGCAUUUCCUAGGCGUCCUCAACCGCCCCUCCGCUAUCUCCGACGCCGUCAUCGCCCGUUUGCCGCAAGUGGAUACCAACGUGGACCUCGACCUCCCGCCAUCUCUCCAGGAUACCAUUAGAGCCGUGCAGCAGCUCUCCAGCGGGAAAGCACCCGGAUCGGACGCAAUUCCUGCUGAGGUCUACAAGUAUGGAUGUUCCAAACUGAUGGAUCAUCUGACUGCGCUCUUCCAGGAGAUGUGGCGUCAAGAUGAAGUCCCGCAAGAUUUCAAAGACGCAACAAUCGUGCAUCUCUACAAGCGAAAAGGGAACCGCCAAAUCUGCGACAAUCAUCGCGACAUCUCCCUACUGAACAUCGCCGGGAAGAUCUUCGCUCGCAUUCUCCUCAAUCGUCUGAAUAAUCAUCUGGAUUAG